GGGUGGGGAAGCAGAAAUGUAUAUAGCCCCCGUCUCCCCAGCCAGGCCGGACACAGCACGGACAGAGACGCUGACCAGAUAGGGCCACUGUCCCCACUGUUACCACCAUGAAGCUGCUUGCCAUGGCUGUGCUGUUCCUCGCCGUCGGUAGCCUUGAAGGGGCUAUUGUUCGGAGGCAGGCGGAGGAGCUGACUCUGCAGAACCUGGUCUCUAAGUACUUCCAGACAGCGACUGACUACGGCAAGGACCUGUUCGAGAAGGUCAAGAGCCCAGAGCUUCAGGCCCAGGCCAAGUCCUAUAUUGAGAAAACACAGGAGCAGCUAAUACCCCUGGUCAAGAGGGCCGGAACUGACGUGAUCAACUUCUUGAGCAAUUUCAUGGACCUCAAAACACAGCCUGCCAGGUGUCCAGACCAUUGCCUUCGACCCGCAGCUGGCCCCUAGAACACCCACUGGCCCGGCCUACAGCCCCCUCCCAAGACGCAACUUGUUCUCUACAAUAAAUAUUGAAGGAGUCAG
Ailuropoda melanoleuca (giant panda) is the source of this 518-nucleotide messenger RNA. It is a transcript of the gene APOA2, whose product is annotated as apolipoprotein A2. The record is from RefSeq and is a predicted model, not a curated record. Gene Ontology annotation, molecular function: lipid binding; cholesterol transfer activity; high-density lipoprotein particle binding. Gene Ontology annotation, cellular component: extracellular region; spherical high-density lipoprotein particle. Bases 108 to 443 code for a protein of 111 amino acids. The transcript is spliced from 4 exons. Gene Ontology annotation, biological process: cholesterol homeostasis; lipoprotein metabolic process; cholesterol transport. NCBI's taxonomy places the organism in Eukaryota, Metazoa, Chordata, Mammalia, Carnivora, Ursidae.